Tachysurus vachellii is the source of this 2557-nucleotide messenger RNA. RefSeq names its product dymeclin (gene dym). Lineage: Eukaryota; Metazoa; Chordata; Actinopteri; Siluriformes; Bagridae. Gene Ontology annotation, biological process: Golgi organization. The coding region runs from base 257 to 2269 and encodes 670 amino acids. The transcript has 17 exons. Gene Ontology annotation, cellular component: Golgi apparatus. The record is from RefSeq and is a predicted model, not a curated record.
CUGGGCGACGUGGACGGCACGUCAAAGCUGUUAGUUGUGAAUGGUGGCUAACGUGUCAUGCUAACGUCUUUGGACGUCUUUGGGCUCUUUGAUAUAACGUAUUUUGACACGUCGACCUCCAAGAAGGAUAUUUAAGGAUAUAUAACAAAGACCGAAAUAAUCGCCAUAUUUGUAGGGUUUACAGUGUGAUGAGUAUCUGAGGAAGUGUGUGUGUGUGUGUGUGUGUGUGUGUGAGACAGAGUGAGUGCUUGGGGCGAUGGGUGCCAACACCAGCCAGGUGAGCGACCUGGCGGAGAGUCCGAGCAUCCGCACUCUGAUUGGUCCAGAACCCAUUACGGAGAACGAGCCCUUCUGGAACCAGCUCAUCUCAUUCACCUUCACCAGCCCAUCCUGCAGUGCUGAUGCUAAGCUCUUGGAGGAGGCCGUCAUCCCCCUCGCUAAAACUUUAAUCAAGAACAAUCCUAGAUCAGGGAACUUUGGCGCGUUGGUGAGAGUGUUCCUGGGGAGAACCAAAGAGCUGAAGAUCUCCACUGAAUGUCAGGAUCAGCUGUUCAUCUGGCAGGCCCAUAAUGCUCUGUUCCUGCUGCGCUGCCUGCUCAAAGUCUUCAUCAGGGAGAUGAGCGAAGAAGAGCUGCACUUACAGUUCACCUACCACACGAGGGCGCCAGGAUCCUGCGACACAAGCAGCGAGGAGCUAAUGGAGGAACUGAUCUGUAACUUGGUGCAUCUCGUCGUGGAGGUGCCUCUCCUGGACAUCACUUACAACAUCCUGUUCGAGGCAGUGACCACCCUGCUGGUUCUGUUGUCCUAUCAGCUGUUCCACAAGGACAUCCUGAGGGAGGGGCGUGUUUAUCGGAGCCUCACCAGGGGGCGAUGCCUUUCUCUGACGAGUCGCUUGGUGAAGACUCUGCUGUAUAACUUUGUGCGACAAGAGAAAUGUCCUCCACCUGCAGCGCACAUCUUCCAGCCACAGGCAGACGGAGGAGGUCUGCUGUACGGCCUGGCCUCAGGGGUAGCCAGUGGAUUAUGGAGCGUGUUUACUUUGGGCGGAGCCAGCAGCAAACUCGGGGCGGAGCAGGAACACAAUCCGUUACCACUGUCCAAUCAGAGCCUGUUAUUACUGCUGGUCCUGGCCAAUCUGACAGACGGCCCCGACUGGCCGAACCCUUACAGACAAGCCAUCACCUGCUUCAAAAAUACACAAGAUACGUCCUCGAUUCCAUCUCCUCAGCCCCACAUGUUUCAGAUCAACUUCAACAGCCUCUACACGGCGCUGUGUGAGCAGCAGAAGUCAGACCAGGUGACGCUCCUCCUCUACACUCUGCUGCACCAGAACUCCAACAUGAAGACCUACAUGCUCUCCAGAACCGACAUGGAGAACCUGGUGAUACCAAUUCUGGAGAUUCUUUAUCAUGUGGAGGAGAGAAACUCCCACCAUGUUUACAUGGCCCUCAUCAUCCUCCUCAUCCUCACCGAGGACGACACAUUCAACCGCUCUAUACACGAAGUGAUGCUGAAGAACAUAAGCUGGUACACAGAGCGAGCUUUAACAGAGAUUUCUCUCGGCAGCCUGUUAAUCCUCGUGGUGAUUCGCACCAUCCAGUUCAACAUGACCCGCACCAGGGAUAAGUAUCUACACACAAACUGCCUAGCAGCUCUGGCCAACAUGUCCGCCCAAUUCCGCUGCCUCCACCAGUAUGCUGCUCAGCGCAUCAUCAGUCUGUUUGCACUGCUGUCUAAGAAGCACAAUAAGGUGUUGGAGCGAGCCACACAGUCUCUACAGAGGACACUGGGAGCAGAUGGCACGGCGCUGCCAGACUACGCACAGGACCUCAGUGUGAUCGAGGAGGUGAUCCGCAUGCUGCUGGAGAUCAUAAACUCCUGUCUGUGUAACUCGCUGCAUCACAACCCCAACCUUGUGUAUGGUCUUCUCUACAAGAGGGAACUUUUCGAACAGUUUCGCUCACAUCCUUCCUUCCAGGACAUCAUGCAGAACCUAGACACGGUUAUCGGAUUCUUCAGUCAGAGGUUGGAGCAGGCAGGAAGUGACCUGUCUGUAGAAAGAGUCCAAGAGGUCAUCAAGAAAGGAGUCGUGGCCCUGCCUCAAGACCGCCUGAAGAAGUUUCCGGAGCUGAAAUUCAAGUACGUGGAGGAAGACCAGCCCGAGGAUUUCUUCAUCCCUUACGUGUGGUCCUUGGUCUUUAACUCUGCAGUAGGUCUGUACUGGAACUCUCAGGGCAUUGAGCUUUUCAGCAUGGACUCAGCCUGAGAGAAAGUUUGGUGAGUGUGUGUGUGUGUGUGUGUGUGUGUGUUCCGCUUGACUGUCGGCUUGGAAAAAAGGCUUCGGAAAGUUUCUCGCAGCUUAAAGGUCUAAGGUGAGAAUCGGACAUGCACUCGUGACUUACCGGAUCACUUCCUCGUUAUCGGACUCCCGGGCUUCCGUUAUCUCCAGCGUCUUCUCUCAUCAGCAACGAGACGCCGAGGACACGCCAAUCAAAACACUGCACACUUACUGAACAAAGAGUCACAUGGGCGGGGCUGAGGCGGGGCAGGGCGG